AUGGAGCCACUGAGAGCGGCCAGCGUGGAGAAGCCCAGGCGCACCAGCUCCGUACCAGGGAGCCUGACGCGGGCCUCGCAUAGGCGUAGUAUUCCACAAUCACUCGUAGAUGCAUUGUGCGCCGCACGUGAGAGUUUUGAACGUUACGGAGUGAUUUCUUUGUUGGAGACCGCCGUAAGAGCGCCUGUUGAUGGGGUACGUGAAGCCGCCCUGACGGUUCUGAAGGACGAUAGGGAUGACAAUCCACAGCAGCAGCAGCAGCAGCCGCAGCAAAUGGAGUUGUCGUCCUCGCUUCCAGGUGUCUCACCAGCUCCACCAACGACAGUCUCAUCAGGUGAAACGAAGAUGGAAGCCUGUGCUGCUUCCACAGAGCGAGCAAUAGGAGAAACGGUAGAAGGUGAGAUGUCCACAACGACAGCGGUCACGGAUAAACCAACGUCUAUUGUUUCCGACCCCCCAAAGGAAAAACUUACUGCCUCAUUUACAUGCCUUUCAUACGAUGUCACCGUAACACGUGAGGCCAUGAAACGACUGAAGCAUGUGGUUGAAUACUGUCCAGGGAGGACGGCAGCAUUCCUUGAGCAACUUCGCGAGAUUGUAGCGACGACAGUGCCUGAAAUACCCGCAGCUCCUCCGAUUGCGGUGUCGAGGUUGAAAUCCAAUUCCUCUGCGUAUCACACAGCGCGUCAACUUGAGGCAUUGUCGGAGUUGUGGGGAAAUCGGCGAGAUGCCCCUGUUUCCGUGUCCAGCACACUUGGACGGAAACGUGGCUUGUUUGGCGAGGUGGAGCGAAAGGAGCUACACCACCUCGUCAUCUCCAUCCUUAACCGUGUCUCCAAUGACACGGAAAAAUACCGUGAGGUUAAGAACGAGUUACUGCGACUACCCAUUCCCGAGGCCAAUGACGCGAUGCUGGCAAAAAUUGUUGAUGUCUUUUUUCUAAAGGCGGUGCGUGAGCAACACUUCUCCAACCUGUACGCUGAAUUAGUCUCUGCGCUAUGCAAGGUACCGGGGGGUCAACGAAUUGUGGGCGACAAGCAGCAAAGUCUUGAGUACCGAAUGCGGCAGCAGCUCCUUCAUCGCUGCCAGAUGGAGUUUCAGCAGUUGGAGGAGCAGAGCAUAGAGCGGGCUGAGCGAGGUGGGGAAGACCGCGCCUCUCAAGGUGCGGAAGAAAGUUUUAAGGAGCGGCGGGAUCGGGUUUGUGGCAUUGUGCGGUUUGUGGGUGAACUCUUCCUACGUCAUAUUGUGACAGAGAAGGUGAUUGGAAACAUUCUUGUGACAGCCUGCACGGGGCUGUACGGUCGUGAAGGAUUGUGUGUCCCCCCACCCUACACACCGACGGAGUCACAGAUGGAUGAGACCAUCACGCUACUAGGCAUCGUGGAUGCGGCCUUCUUUCGUACCCCGUUGGGAUCAUCCAUGUUGGUGGAGUGCACCCACUUCCUGCAGCAUUGGUCGUUGCGUCAUCCGGUGUCGCGCAUUAGGUUCCUUCUGAUGUCUGCCGUUGAGAGGCUACAGAAGUUGGUGGAGGAGCGGAACGCUGCCAUUGCUGCGUCACAAGAGCAACUACAACUACAACAACAGCAGCAACAGACAACGCAAACUGCUGACGAUCCGCAACAGGUGCAGCAAUCUGUUCAGGAUGGAAAACGGUUGACAAAUGGUUCUGUUAUUCUGCCACAACCCCUUAGUCCGCGCAACGAAGAAAGUUAUUUUAACUCCACAGGAAGUCGAUCUGCAUCGGCGAUGACGAAUGACAUGUCAGUAAAGAGCAAGCACUUAGUGUUUGUGGGUGGUAAACCCAUCCCCGCCCCGCGGAGCGCCGCAUCUCGCCAAUGCAGCGUCAUGUCAAUUACCUCGAGCAAUUGCCUCACAAACUCCAGUGUCCAAUUGACGAAACAACUAGCCACAUCCGAAAACGUGGCGCAACACAUGCAAAAUGUUACACUUGCCACACGCAGCUUGGAAGAAGUGGUGGAGGAAAUAAUGAAGAGCUUUGCAGAUUACAUUGCCGUUGUGGGAGUUUGGACGGAGCGCUGUUUGACUGUCGUCAAGGCGGUGAAGGAUCGCUCGUUGUAUGGUGGCUUCCUUUCCUCCCUAAACCGCUAUCAUAAGGGAACGUCGAAGCAGGAACUGCGCAAGGUUGCCAUGAGCGCAUUUGCCAACGCGGUGUGCCAAAGGCUGCAUGAAGAUUUGGGCAUUUUCAAGUACUGGGCAGCCAUGAUUUUGAGUGAUACGGUGCGGGAAGUGCUAGACGAAGACCUGCUCAAUGAGGCGCUGCAUUAUUUGUUAGUCAACGAUCCGGCGGCGGUGAAGGUAUACCUGCGCGAUGUAGCCAAGCAUAUGCAAGCCGCCUCUAGUAGCCCGCGAACACCGAGCGAUGAGACCACGAACUUUACGCGUUACCGCCCACUGCAAGUUGUCCAUCGACACAACACUCACCGUAAGAGGGAAUACGAGCUGAAUGUGGUGAACUUCCCCGAUGUUCGUCUUGCGAGUAUGGAGAUCCAUGUAUUCUGUGCACUUAUUACGGGGACACCCUCGAAGGAGGCUCUGUUUAAUGCCGUGCGCUCCUCAUCCUACCUGCGCUGCCCGCUAAUGGCUCCUGAGAUCUUUAGCGCCAUCCUGCAUGCGGAGCUCUGCAGCAACACCACCGCGUACUUGGAGGACAACUUGGACCUGCUGAGUUUAGUCGUGGACGGCCAGGACCGUGAGAUACGCGAGCUGCUUCUUGUCGCGGAGUUGUACGCUGUCUUGAAGGAAGGCUCCACCGAGUCCUUGCGACCGCUUUCGGCAGGCGCGCAUGUCAUGGCGAAGUUGGGCGAUAGCAUCAUUUCCGAUGAGACAAGGCUGCGAGCGCAGAAAUACUUCGAGUCGCGCGAUGACUGUGCCCAUCACUACAUUGGCGCGCAGGCCGUACAACUGCAGGCACGCCACGUCCCCAGCAGCGGCAGCAGCAGCGUCGUCAACAACAGCAGCAGCACGAACAGCAACAACAAUAACAACACAAACACAAGCAGCGUCGUUCGCCGGCCCGCGAUUCAGCGCCGGUGA
This is a messenger RNA of Trypanosoma cruzi, 3054 nucleotides long. RefSeq lists its product as uncharacterized. The transcript has a single exon. Gene Ontology annotation, molecular function: translation initiation factor activity; protein binding; mRNA binding. The coding region runs from base 1 to 3054 and encodes 1017 amino acids. Gene Ontology annotation, cellular component: eukaryotic translation initiation factor 4F complex. The record is from RefSeq and is a predicted model, not a curated record. NCBI's taxonomy places the organism in Eukaryota, Euglenozoa, Kinetoplastea, Trypanosomatida, Trypanosomatidae.